Messenger RNA from Plasmopara halstedii, 1131 nucleotides. Its product is annotated as 1-acyl-sn-glycerol-3-phosphate acyltransferase. The transcript has 6 exons. Gene Ontology annotation, biological process: phosphatidic acid biosynthetic process. The record is from RefSeq and is a predicted model, not a curated record. Lineage: Eukaryota; Oomycota; Peronosporomycetes; Peronosporales; Peronosporaceae. Gene Ontology annotation, molecular function: 1-acylglycerol-3-phosphate O-acyltransferase activity. Bases 1 to 1131 code for a protein of 376 amino acids.
AUGUCGUCCGCCACGCCCGCACAGGUGCUGAAGGACGUACAAUUCGAAGAGAAACUAGCAGAUGUGGAGGCACGUCUCCCGGCUACGUUAGCUCUAGCCAAAGAAGGCUCUUUGGUCAAACGCAACCAGAUAAAACGCAAACUCUACCACGACAGCGAGCUCAUUCGUAUCCAGCUGGAGGAGCACAUGAAUGAGUUAGGCAUUGAAAGUCAGUGGCUUACAGCUCCAGAAAUGAAGGACGCAAAUGCAAAGUUGGAUGCUGUACGCAAGCAGCUGAAGCUGGAUGUUUCUCCAGUUAGUUCCUCGCCUUUGGAGAAAAUCUACAUGGUCGUGCGUAUGCUUACUAUGGUGCUGGUGCUUGUGGGCUGGCUCAGCUGUGUCACGGUGCUUAUACCACUAAAAUGGUUCACGCCAUUGCUCAUAAAAAUGGGCGUGAAAAAGAAUUACUUGCCCAUGGAUAUUGUUUCUUGGGGUACUGCUGCUAUGGUUUGUGUCACAGCUUGCACUCAAGUUAAAGCUGAAGGGGUGGAGAACUUAAUAAACCUAAAAGAUUCAGUCGUCUGCAUGUUUAGCCACUCGUCCAAUCUUGAUGGUUUUAUCGUAAACGGAUCGUCGCCGGUUGCCUUUAAGUUCGCUGCUAAAAAAAGUAUUUUUCUUGUGCCAUUUCUCGGCUGGUCUUCUCGUUGGGGCUUCGACUUUGUGGCCAUUGAUCGUUCUAAUCGUAAAUCGGCGCUCAAGAGCUUAAAGGAAUUGGCAGUGUCAGUUAAUGAGCGUGGCAACUCAGUUUGCAUCUCACCCGAAGGCACGCGCUCAAAGGACGGUCUGCUGCAAGAAUUUAAGAAAGGGCCAUUCUACUUACGCGAGGAUACGAAAAAAAAUGUUAUUCCCUCCAUCGUUUUUGGAGCGUACGAGCUGUGGCCUCCUGGACGAUUAUUCAGUACCCCUGGACACACAUUGGUACGUUAUCUGCCUGAAUUUAAGCCUGAUACGAAGCUCAAUCGCAAUCAGAACCGGUUGGCAUUGCGCCGCAUCUACUUAAAAGCGUUUACGGAGGAUGUCCCGGACUACAUUGGCACACGUAGUGACAACGUGGACUUUCACAAUGAUCAGCUACGUUUGUUUCUUAGUUAA